This is a messenger RNA of Arabidopsis lyrata subsp. lyrata, 1441 nucleotides long. RefSeq lists its product as uncharacterized. The record is from RefSeq and is a predicted model, not a curated record. The transcript has a single exon. The coding region runs from base 287 to 1306 and encodes 339 amino acids. NCBI's taxonomy places the organism in Eukaryota, Viridiplantae, Streptophyta, Magnoliopsida, Brassicales, Brassicaceae.
UGUUACUUUUGUCACACACUUUGUUUCCGAAUCGUCUUUGUUUUGAAUCUCUCUUACCAUUUAUUCUCUUGUUUAUGCAUAAAUGAAAGAAGCCUUUACGAGUUCAUUCCUCUGCUAUUAACGUAUUUGACCUUAACCUAAUUUGGAGACGGGAAACUUGGUGAGCAAGUCCAUUUCCUCUGUAUUAAUAAUGUAUCGUCUAAAGGGUGAUAAUUACAACGAUUCUUCAAUUAGGGUUUUCUUUUCUCCCAAAUCUCUUGCUUUCCCCUAAAAUCUAUCAUUCAUUAUGUCUCUGCUUCUCAACAAGCCUUCCAAGUUGUGCCUAGGCAAACCUGCGUUGAUAAGAUCCUCUCAUUUUCUCUCUAAUGGUUUCUCAUCUUCCUCACUGCAAUUUCCUCCUUUUUCCAUCAACGGUUGUGGAAUCGUGAUUAGGAGGAAUGUUACUAAAGGUCGCCACACUUGUUUGGCAAAGAAGGUACCUGUGGAUGAAGAUGAAUAUGAAAUAAUUUGGCCAGCUUACCCCGGCGUGUUAGCUACUUUCAAUCACGACGGAGUCUUGGGUUUCUAUGAUAGUACAAGUACAUUGGAGUCAGAAUAUCCGAAACAAUUUUCGUCGCCUCCUUUUGUAACUUUACCUCGUUGCCAAACUCAAAUUAUCACCAACGUGGUCGCAUCUUCUCCUCUUGACGACGAGGACUGUGUUGUGGCUGUCAAGUUUUUGGGACCUCAACUCAGCUUUUUCAGACCUGCUCUAGGCAACUCUUCUGGGUGGACCAAUGUAAGAAUCGAAAACCCUUGCUUCUACUCCUCCGAAGUCAUGUUUUCCAAGAAAGAUGGCAUGUUUCGUAUUCCCGGAUCUGGAGGCCAUCUCAUCGGAUCAUGGGAUCUCCACACACACAAGCAAACACCACCCAAGAUUCAGAGGUUGCGGCUCCGAAACCUUCCCGAGCGGACCAAGACCCAACGCGAGCUUCUGGAAUCUUGCUGCACAAGCGUAUUCUUGGUGGAGUCACAAUCAACCGAUGAAACUUUUUUGGUUAAGUGGUUCAAGAAGACUUUGGGAAAGAUCAUGAGAACAAAAGGUGUAAUGGUGUUCAGGCUAGACCAUAAAGGAAACGCUAUUUACACUCAAGACAUUGGAGAUCUCUUCAUUUUCCUCUCACGACAUGGUAUUUCUUGUGAACCUGCAGCUGAAGCUAUUCCCUGUCUCAAGCAUAGGCCUAACUACGUCCGAGUCUUGGAUGACGACUGGUUCUUUUCUAUCGAUCUGGCUAGUGGCGGAUUAGAAGUUUGCAGACGAGAAUGAAAUCUCACAGUUCAUCAACAUAGAAUAGAAUCUAUAUGACAUUGUUAUGCAUAUGUUGUGGGAUCAUCUUUUCUAUUAUCUCUCUUCCAAUGAGUUUAUGAAUCAUUGUUGUCACGAUUAGAAGUCUGCAGAUGU